This is a messenger RNA of Gorilla gorilla gorilla (western lowland gorilla), 8578 nucleotides long. It is a transcript of the gene FAM169A, whose product is annotated as family with sequence similarity 169 member A. NCBI's taxonomy places the organism in Eukaryota, Metazoa, Chordata, Mammalia, Primates, Hominidae. The transcript is spliced from 14 exons. The record is from RefSeq and is a predicted model, not a curated record. The coding region runs from base 2678 to 4690 and encodes 670 amino acids.
AAGCUUCUUUUACUUAAGAUGGUUCCACUCCUCUUUAAACAUAGAGGAAAAAUACAAUCAGAACGAACUCUUAACAUGUUUCCUUUGCUAAUAACAAAGUAAUAAUUAAAGCAAGCACUGCAAAAACAAAAACCAAAGCAAUAAUCCUUUUACUCUAAAAACGGUUCAGAAAAAAGCCUCAAAGCAUAUUUCAAAAUAUUGUGGUAACAAUUUUCAGCAUAUACUAAUCUGACAAAGGCUCAUGUUUUUAGUUGUUGUUCUUUGCCCACUAAGAUAAGCAAAAUUUAUCUCAGCCAAAGAGGGAAGUCAAUGGUGAUUUAAAAAGAAAAAACCAAAAACUCUCAAAAAUAGUGUCAUUUGCAAGUAGGGAAAAGAGAAUCAGGCCUGGCGCAGUGGCUCACGCCUGUAAUCCCAGCACUUUGGGAGGCCGAGGCGGGCGGAUCGCUUGAGCUCAGAAGUUCAGGACCAGCCUGGGCAGCAUGGCGAAACUCCGUCUCUACAAAAAUUAGCGGGGUGCGUUGGUGUGCACCUCUGUCCCAGCUCUUCCGGAGGCUGACGCCGGAGAAUCGCUUGAGCUUGGGAGGCGGUGGUUGCAGUGAGUCGAGAUCGCGCCAUUGCAUUCCAGCCUGCCUAGGCUGUGGGAGUGAAACCCUGUCUCAAAACAAAAAAAAAAAAAUUGGACCUUUUCUUUUAUAGGUCUGGGUGAACGUAGUUCUGUCUCCUACCAGAAUAGCCAGACAUCUGGGAGCCAGGCCUCCCUGACCCAGGCACAAAUACCCGCAUACUUCUAAAACAAUAGCUAAGAGUCAAUCACACCCAGGCAUUUCAAAUAUUAUCAACAAGUUGUAUUGGUUAGCUUUACACUAAGGCCUGAGGCUUCAACAUCUGUAGGGCAUAGUCUGGUAGCCAAAGCUUCCCCAAAUGGCAAUUGUUUGGGAUUACCCUGGGGACUCCUACUUACACAUACCUCUAGAAAUGUAAAUACAAGUCAUAUAAUUUCAUUCAUCACUGGCUAUGGGUAGAACCCAACUACCCAAAAUUCCUGCUCUAUUAAAUCUAAUUCAUUAAGUUUCAUUAAAAUGGUAAAUGAUGUGUAAUAGUAAAGAUUUUGGCUAAUUAAAUAUUAUACAAAUGAAACGACAGAUUCUUAUAUGGCAGAAAAGCCUUUUUUAAAAAAUCAGAGUCAAAUAUAUCUAUAUCAACAAGCAUUCUUUGAAGUAUUUUUUGAUCUUGCUAAUUUUGCUAAUCAUUAGUAAAUUCGUGAAAGUUGGUAUUGUGAUUGCUAAAUAUUUCCCAGGAAUGAAAGAAGCAAUUUCCAACUUUUCUGGAUGAGCUGAACAUAAUGCUACGGUUCUAGGAUGGUGAGUAAAAGAAAGUCUUGACAUUAAUACUUAGAUACAAUAUUGUUUCUCAAUACACUUAUUAAAUAUAUUUAGACUACAAUACGCAUUACCUUAAAGACAAUUUAUCAUGUUUUAAAUGCUGGAGGGCUAAUUUUCAGUAGGAGUGUGUAAUUAGCAAAGGCGCCAGAGGCCAUAAGACGGUAGAAUAGAGCUGGGAGAGGCAGGGGAGGAAAGCCGGAUGGAACCCUGCUGUCUUUCUGGGUCAGGGUUAGUCUGUACCGGUUAAACGGUGAAAGAGAAAAGGUCAGCGCAGGAAUUUGGUAUUUCCCUGACAUCUCCAGAUGAAAGUCCGGGCUCUAGGACUUCUGUAGACUGUGAAAGCAGCCCACGAUUCUUCCUUGCAUGCACCUAAGUGGCAGUAGGUUUAGGAUGAAAGUGGCGGGGCGGAGGCCGGCGGUCCUCGCCCGUGCCCUCUGCACCCCUGUCCCGAGGCCGGGAUGGCCGCGCCCACUCUGGGUAAAUUUCAGGAGGGCCUACGCGGGGCUGGAGAACUCCACUGGACUAUGCGAACAGAAUCCUGCGAAGGUCGGCAUUAAAGGAAUACGCAAAAUCAGCGUUGCAGCCCCCGCGGCUUAACCGCAUCUAUUUUUAUAUCUAAGCCAAGGUCACUCUUUAAUACCAGGCCAUCGCCCUGAGCUGGGCGUCGCGCUGCCGGGUGACGGCGGCCGGGGCGGAGAGAGGGGGCGCGGGUGGCGAGGCGGGGCCGCGGGUGGCGAGGCGGGGGCCGCGUGACGCCCCCGGGCUGGCCAAGCCCGCACCUGCCGGGCCGGCGCCUGAAAGCCGGGGCUGGAGGGAGGCAGGGCGGCGUCCCAGGCUCCGAGGAGGCGCCGCUCCGCGCUGGCGGGCGGGGGGAUUCGCGGUGGGCGCGGGCGCGGAGCGGAAGCGAAGGCUGGAGGCGCUGCGGCGCUAGUGCGUCACGUCGUCGGAGGGCACGGUGGGCCGCGGCCGACCCGCGACGAGGAGCCGGGCGUCCGGGGCGAGCGGGAGGCAGCCGCACUCGCCCUGGCAGCCGCGAGCUGUGCGGCCCGGGACCGGCCGGAGGUCGCCAGCGAGCAGCCGCCGGCUCCAUUCAUUCGCGCGGCUCCGCCUCCUUUCCCGGGCUCUUCCAGCGGCUCCCGGUGCGCGUCUGAGCAAGGUCUGGCUCUGUCACCCAGGCUGGAGUGCAGUGGUGCAGUCUAGUCUUGACUCACUGCAGCCUCUACCUCCCUGCAACCUCUGCCUCCCGGACUCAAGCCAUUCUCCCUCAGCCCCCUGAGUAGCUGGGACUACAGAGGAUGGCAUUCCCUGUGGAUAUGCUGGAAAAUUGCAGCCAUGAGGAAUUGGAAAAUUCUGCUGAAGAUUACAUGUCAGAUUUAAGGUGUGGGGACCCUGAAAAUCCAGAGUGUUUUUCUCUUCUCAAUAUUACGAUUCCUAUUAGCCUGUCAAAUGUAGGCUUUGUACCUCUUUAUGGUGGAGAUCAGACCCAGAAAAUUCUUGCUCUCUUUGCACCUGAAGAUUCACUGACAGCUGUGGCACUUUACCUUGCUGAUCAGUGGUGGGCUAUUGAUGAUAUUGUGAAAACAUCUGUUCCUUCAAGAGAGGGGCUUAAGCAGGUGAGCACUCUUGGGGAGAGAGUGGUUCUGUAUGUUCUGAAUCGAAUUAUUUAUAGAAAACAGGAAAUGGAGAGAAAUGAGAUCCCAUUCCUGUGUCAUAGCAGUACUGAUUAUGCUAAGAUUCUGUGGAAGAAAGGAGAGGCCAUUGGGUUUUAUUCAGUUAAGCCUACAGGAAGCAUAUGUGCCUCUUUUCUUACCCAAAGUUACCAAUUGCCAGUUCUUGAUACAAUGUUUCUAAGAAAGAAAUACAGAGGUAAAGAUUUUGGGCUUCACAUGCUGGAGGACUUUGUUGAUUCCUUUACCGAAGAUGCGCUUGGCUUGCGGUAUCCACUGUCUUCUCUCAUGUACACAGCUUGCAAGCAAUACUUUGAGAAGUAUCCAGGAGACCAUGAACUCCUUUGGGAAGUUGAAGGUGUUGGACACUGGUACCAGCGAAUACCAGUCACCAGAGCAUUACAAAGAGAAGCACUUCAAAUUCCAGCAGUUUCUCAAAAUGAACCUAAAAGACCUAUGUCUGGAGAAUAUGGUCCUGCAUCUGUUCCAGAAUACGAAGCAAGAACUGAAGACAAUCAGUCUAGUGAGAUGCAGCUAACUAUUGAUUCUCUAAAAGAUGCCUUUGCAAGCACUUCUGAAGGUCAUGAUAAAACAUCUGUUUCCACUCAUACUCGAAGUGGUAAUCUAAAGCGGCCAAAGAUUGGAAAGCGGUUUCAGGAUUCUGAAUUUAGCAGUUCUCAAGGUGAAGAUGAAAAGACCUCCCAGACUUCACUUACAGCUUCAAUAAACAAAUUGGAGUCUACUGCACGCCCAUCAGAGAGCUCAGAAGAAUUCCUGGAAGAAGAACCUGAACAGAGAGGGAUUGAAUUUGAGGAUGAAAGCAGUGAUAGAGAUGCACGGCCAGCACUGGAAACCCAGCCACAGCAAGAGAAGCAAGAUGGUGAAAAGGAAUCUGAAUUAGAGCCUAUGAAUGGUGAGAUAAUGGACGAUUCUCUUAAGACCUCACUUAUAACAGAAGAGGAAGACUCCACUAGUGAAGUUUUAGAUGAAGAAUUAAAAUUGCAGCCUUUUAAUUCCAGUGAAGACUCUACAAAUCUUGUUCCACUGGUGGUAGAAUCUUCAAAACCCCCUGAGGUAGAUGCACCAGAUAAGACCCCACGUAUACCUGACUCAGAAAUGUUGAUGGAUGAAGGCACAUCUGAUGAAAAGGGGCACAUGGAAGAGAAACUGUCCCUACUUCCAAGAAAGAAAGCACAUCUUGGGAGUUCAGACAAUGUUGCUACUAUGUCAAAUGAAGAACGAUCUGAUGGUGGUUUUCCAAACUCUGUGAUAGCUGAAUUUUCCGAAGAACCGGUCUCUGAGAAUUUGUCUCCUAAUACUACUUCCUCAUUGGAAGACCAGGGUGAGGAGGGGGUAUCUGAGCCCCAGGAAACAUCUACUGCUCUUCCUCAGAGUUCUUUGAUAGAGGUUGAACUUGAAGACGUGCCAUUUUCACAGAAUGCAGGACAGAAGAAUCAGUCAGAGGAGCAGUCUGAAGCAUCUUCCGAGCAACUGGAUCAGUUUACGCAAUUGGCAGAAAAAGCUGUGGAUAGCAGCUCAGAGGAAAUAGAAGUGGAAGUGCCUGUGGUAGACAGGCGGAAUUUAAGAAGAAAGGCCAAAGGGCAUAAAGGACCUGCUAAGAAGAAAGCUAAGCUGACCUGAAGGAAGAAGAAAAGUGGAUGAUAAAUCCUCUUCUUUGUAACAUAGUUGUUGUUUUUAAAAUAUGGUAAUUAAUAAACAGCAUGGGGCACAGGAAAAAAAUUUCCAAAAUUUCAAUUUGAACUUAUUUACUAUGCAGUUUUUUGCUUCCCUUUAGAACGUAGAAUUCACCAUUGUUUUUAAUUUUUCAGGCUAUUUUUGGUAAAUGCAAUUUUUUAUUUUUAUUAACCAUGUUUCAAUUUUGGGAAACCAGAUCAUAUUAUAUUUUCUUUAUCAGGUGGUACAUCUGACCAUUAUUUCAAAAAUAGAAUUAAAAAGCUGUGAAAGUAGUAGGAUUUCCAUUACUUAUAAGGAUCACAGAAAUCUUUUAUACUAAGGGUUUUAAUAGUAAAACUUGGUGAGGGUUCUAGAAGUUUUAAAUUUCAAAACUAAUCACCAAUUUUUUAAAAUGUAGGCAUGCCUAAACAAAAAUAAGUGUCAAUAAAUUAGAAAAAAUAUAACUUCAAGUAAAUGAGAGCACAAAAACAGAAACUUAUGGUCAAAGGUUCAUGAAUAUAUUUUGGUUUUGGCCUCUUAAUCCUAGAUAUAGAUGCAGUUUUUUCCUUUGACUUCACUAUGUAUGGAAAGGUACACAUAAAAUCUGUUUCUAAUUCAUUCUAUCAUCUGAUGUUAACAGUACUGUCAGGGAUUUAACUGUGGCAUGUGGGGACUAAUUAUUUAAAAUUUCAUUUUAAGUAUUAGUUUGCUGUAAUUUUUUUUGUCUGCAUAUGUGCAGAUGCCUAGAAGUUUAGACUUCACUUUCACCUUUAAUCAGGUAAAAAUCACAACUAUACUUUAGAGACAUGGUUUAAUUUGGACUUCUGGUCCUGAUCAGAUAGAUAAAUUAAGCUGGAGAUUUUACUUUUAUCCCAACCCAGUUAACAUCUAUAUUUCAGAAGUAUGAGGCUCCUUCCUAAGGCAUCUCCUUAAAUCUUGCCACCUCCCUAAUUCUACAGUCUUAUUUAUAUUCCCCCACAGCUUUCAUCUACUUCUGUAACUCAUGGAGUGAUUCUCCAAUCAACAGAUCUUCCUGCCUGCCGGCUUAUGCCCUUGAUGUCCAUUUUUGGGUAGGUUUGGAGGUGCACCCCACAAUGUUAGACCUAUAUGGCAGGGGUAAAACUGCCCCCAAUGUUAGACCUAUAUGGCAGGGGUAAACUGCCUUUGGGGGAGCUGUGGUUACAAGGGCUUCAAUCAUAUUUGAGGCUUCAAUCAUCCUUUGAUUUGUACUGAGUACUGGUUGCAAGCUGGCCUGUUAAGUGUAUAUUGUGUUGCCAUAGCAAAGGCCUAGGAAAAUUUGAAGAAAAAAAACACUGAACUGUUAUUUUUUGCAAUUUAUUUAAAAAUGGACAAAAUGGUUAUUAGAAUCCAAAGAUAAUCUAAAAACAGUUCUACUCUUUGGAAAUAUUAUGUGUACUCAAAUUUGCACUUAAGUUGGAGAAUGUUUUGAGACCAUUUAAAUUGUUUUAAAAAUAGCUUGAUCCUUAUGCAAAAGAAACAUUAAGACUUUGUGUCAUUAUUUGAGGUAGCUAAGGACUGAUGUUGAAAGUUUAUUCAGUCUAUAGUAAGCUGAUGUCAGGUCAGUAAAUUUUGUUUGGGGAUGUUGGUAUUUUCGAUCUAAUUAGUUAAGUUAAAGUCUUAAAGCAGACAAAAAUAGUAAAUGCUCCUAUUUGUGUUAGAUUUUGAACAAUUGUAUUACCCUAUAUUUUCUUUAAUUAGUCAAAGGUAAGCCAGAUUAUUUCAUUCUAAAUGAAAAUUAAAGCACUUUGGCCAUUUAUUUUUUCAACAAAUGCUAAUACUAAGUAAAAAAAAAAAGUAUGACUACUAUUAGUGAAUCUACCAAACAUUUAUGCUGUUUUAUACAUUUUAUGAGAAACUUCUGGCAAUAUCACAAAGGGAAAUAUUCUGUUAAGAUUCAGUAAAUUCUUAAUCUUUACAUGUUUCAUUUCUUAGAUUUGAAAACAACACUUGUAGAUAUUUUAUUUUUACUUGGGUUUGUUUAAAAUACUUUCUUUUCAAAUUAUUUUAAACAUGGAAACGCUUCAUUAAUUUGUGUCAUCCUUGCACAGGGGCCAUGCUAAUUUUCCCUGUAUUGUUCUAAUUUUAGUAUAUGUGCUGCCGAAGUGAGCACUAAAAGACUUUCUUUAGACAAAUGUAGUUUUUUAAAGAUUGAGCUCACUGGCUCAACUCUUGAUGUGUGAAUAUAGUUGAGUUUACAAAAAAUGUUUAUUAAUUAUAUAUGACCAUUGGGGGCUAACAGUAUAAACUUAUUCUUGUUAAACUUGUUUGGGUUAAAUAGUAAGUGAAUUGUAAACAAUUUAGAAUUUUUUUGUUCAGCACACAAGAACACUUGUGUUACAGAUUAUCUCUGACAGAAAUUGUUAUUUUGGGGUUUAUAGAUUAUAGAGGGAAAAGUUAGAUCACUUGGAAAAACCUAACUCUCAUGUUCAGUAACUUGAGUAUAGAAUUUAUACCACAAUUUAUCUUCAAUAAGGAACCUACAUGAACUUAAUCAGUUAUCUGUAGUUUUUGCAAGGCAUUAGAAAAAAUUUCACAGAGGACUGAAAAUGUGAUUUCAACCGGCUAGUCUAGUUGUUGAAUGUCCAGUCACAUUACAUAUAGUCCUUUGUGAACUUAUUUGUGAAGGGAGUUCACUUUUUAUGUACAUACGUGUAUAUUUCCUUGUGUAAUAUAAAGCAGAUGGUUAUUAGCAGUAUUUUAGUUCUUUCAAGUUUAAAUUAUUCAAUUGCUAGACGUCACAGAAAUUAGUAUAUUUAAGAAUUUAUUAUAAAGCUCCUCUACUUUUAAAGGUGAGAGGGUCUAUUAUGAUUUUUUAUAAAAUCAAACAGCAUGAUUUAGAAUGUCAGUCUUCUACUUAAAAUGUGUCUAUAUUCAUGGUAUUUCCAUUCAGUGUAGAUGGUAAGGAAAACAUCUAGUCAUUAAAGAUUUACUUAUAGCAGACUCCAGAACACUACCUACAGUGGGGUUUCAGUGACUAGAAAUCUUGAAGGUUUAUGAUUGCAUCAAAUUGAGCCUGUACUAAUACCUAAAUAUCUGCUCUUAUGUUCUGCUUUAUCCCUUGGGAUUACCUUCUAAGGUUUGGUCACACCAGCAAACUGAAACAGAUCUUAAUGUAAAUAAAAAAUUUAUACUAAUAUUACUCAUCUGUGUUACAGUAUUUUGAAAAAUGUUUCAGGUGUCAUCUAGUCUUUCAUGGGUGUGAUUAGUUACAAAUGUUAUGCUUAUGUUUUCAUACUUAAUAUCAAGCUUUCUUUGUACCUUACAAGAUAGUAUUUUUGGUUCCAAAAAAAAACAAGCAAACUUCAUUUUUGUAGUAUCCAGAAAUUACCUGGAGUCAAUAUUUUUAUUCGCCUUCUAGAACUUGUGAUCCACACAUCACCCAUUUAUAUUAGUGGCAAAAUUAUCUGCUAAAAUCUAAUUGUAAGAAAGGCUUACCUUCUGUCAUCAAGUGAUUGUAUCAUCCUGGAUCGUCAUUUCCAAGGAACUAGCCUUUCUUUUCCUAAGCGUCUGUAUGUGUUCUAAAACUUCCAGUAUAUUUAUAGAACUUAGAAAAAAUGUUACAUUAUUCAGAGUAGCAAGUCCUACUGGAGUACCUAUGUUUGUUUUCUUGGGGUUUUUUUUUUUUUUAAGUUUAAAAGUAGUAAUUAAACCUAUAUUUUGUGAUUGUUUCCUGGUCUGUGUUUUUAAAUUCUUUUCCUUCAGUUUUCCUCAUGAAGAUGUUUCAGAUACUGAAUUUGUUUAGACAUUGAAUGACUUUGUUAAAGGCACAAUUAAUCACAUUGGUUGUACUCUGAAGACAGACUUCUUUAAAAAAAAAUAAACAAUUUAAAACAA